This is a messenger RNA of Salvia hispanica, 2909 nucleotides long. RefSeq names its product oxysterol-binding protein-related protein 1D-like. NCBI's taxonomy places the organism in Eukaryota, Viridiplantae, Streptophyta, Magnoliopsida, Lamiales, Lamiaceae. Gene Ontology annotation, molecular function: sterol binding. The record is from RefSeq and is a predicted model, not a curated record. Gene Ontology annotation, cellular component: membrane; cytosol.
CUACGCACCUCUCCACUCACACCACUCCCAUUAAUUGGAUCUGCAGCUCUACUUCCAUCCACCGAUAUCUAUCCCCUCCCCCCCGAUCCGUGACUGCCAUUUCGUCAUCCUCUCUCGCUACACAGCUUCUGUAACUCAUCAUAUGUCAUAUUAUCGGAAUCGUCGCCCGGUCGAUCUCCGGUUCGGUGCGGCGGAGCUCCGGCAAUCCGAAAGUUGCUAUCCCCAGGAUCAGAGUCGAUUCUCGUAGGUUCAGUGAUCGAAGCAUGAAUCCUCUGUGCUGCAUUGCGCCGGUGUCGGUCGAAAAGGAUCCGGCUGUGGUGAAGUCCCAAACCCUAAGUCAGGAGCUCGUGGUUGAUGGAAACUGCUGCGACGAGAGUUUAAGUUUCAACAACAACAGCAAUGUGAUUCUGCAGCCGGUGAGUUUGUCGACCAAUGGCGGAGGCGAUCUACUGGCUGAGAAGUGCGAUGAAAGUGAUGAGAUCAAGAGUGUGGCUGGCAUUUUGUAUAAAUGGGUGAAUUACGGGAAGGGAUGGAGGGAGAGGUGGUUCGUGUUGGAGGAUGGGGUGCUCUCGUAUUAUAAGGUGCACGGGCCGGAUAAGAUUGUCGUGGCUCCGGUCCGAGAGAAGGGGACGAGGGUGAUUGGCCAGGAAAGUUGGAGAUAUAUGAGGAAAGGUAGUAGUGGAAAUGGGAAUGGGAACGGGAGUGGAACCGGAAAUGCUCUUGGGUCGGGGAAGCAGUGGAAGCCAUUUGGGGAGAUACAUUUGAAGGUCUCUUCUGUUCGGGCCAGCAAGUCAGAUGACAAAAGACUUUCAAUAUUCACAGGAACAAAAACUCUUCACUUGCGCUGUCAAUCCAAAGAGGACAGAGCUUCAUGGAUUGAGGCUCUUCUGGCUGCUAAAGAUAAAUUCCCCAGGCUAUUGACAAGCAAUGACUUGGCACCUUCUGAAGAUUUUGUUGUUACAGCAGAAAAGUUAAGGUCACGGCUAGUUGAGGAGGGCAUUAGUGAGACUAUAAUAAAGGAUUGUGAGUCUAUAAUGCUGGGUGAAUUUGCUGAGGUGCAACAUCAAUUGAAGAGUCUUCAACUUAAGCACAUGUUACUGCUUGACACAUUAAGAAGACUGGAGACAGAGAAGAUUGAACUGGAAAAAACUGUAGUCGAUGAAACAAAGGGCAGAGACUCUUUCUGUGGACAAGGGAAUAGAAGAUUCAGCGAUUUCUAUUCAGUUAUGUCUGAGGGCAGUGCAAGUGACUCAGAGGCAGAUAAUGAGAGUCGAUACGGAGUAGACAUUGAAACAGAUGAUGAUGAUGAUGGUAUCUUUUUUGACACAAAUGACUUUUUAUCCGCUGAGUCUCUAAGAAGUGCUUCCUAUCGUAGCAGAGAUAAUCCAAUAUAUAUUCACAGCCCCCGGAGUGAAAAAGAUGCUUCCUUUUCUGGUCAUUUAAGAGAAGCUGCUACUGGAGUCAAGGGAAUUGAGUUUCCCUACAUCAAAAGAAGGGCUAGUUUACCAGAACCAAAGGAGAAAGAGAAGCCGGUUGGCCUAUGGUCAAUCAUUAAGGAUAACAUUGGCAAGGAUUUGUCUGGUGUUUGUCUUCCUGUGUACUUUAAUGAGCCUCUGUCCUCACUGCAGAAAUGCUUUGAAGAUUUGGAAUACUCAUAUCUUGUCGACGAAGCUCUGAAAUGGGGGAAACAGGAAAAUGAAUUGAUGAGAAUUCUGAAUGUAGCAGCUUUUGCAGUGUCUGGUUAUGCAUCAACAGAAGGCCGGCAAUGCAAACCCUUCAAUCCUCUCCUUGGGGAAACCUAUGAAGCUGACUAUCCGGAUAAGGGUCUACGGUUCUUUUCUGAAAAGGUUAGUCAUCAUCCAAUGGUUGUUGCCUGUCAUUGCGAGGGCAGAGGGUGGAAAUUUUGGGCAGAUUCUAAUCUCAAAGGGAAGUUCUGGGGUCGUUCCAUCCAGCUUGACCCUGUGGGAGUUCUUACCCUUCAGUUUGAAGAUGGAGAGACAUUUCAGUGGAGCAAGGUCACUACUUCUAUAUAUAACAUUAUAAUUGGUAAAAUCUAUUGUGAUCACUACGGCACCAUGCGCAUAAAAGGCAGUGGUACUUACUCUUGCAAACUCAAAUUCAAAGAACAGUCUAUUAUAGACCGGAACCCACAUCAGGUUCAUGGAAUUGUGCAAGACAAUAGGACUGGGGAGAAAGUUGCGGUUUUAAUAGGGAAGUGGGAUGAAGCAAUGUAUUAUGUGAUGGGAGAUCCAAGCACAAAGCCAAAAGGAUAUGACCCUAUGACAGAAGCUGUUUUGCUUUGGGAAAGAGAUAAAUCUGUUACCAAGACAAGAUAUAAUCUCACACCAUUUGCGAUAUCCUUAAACGAAUUGACACCUGGCUUGCGGGACAAGCUGCCACCAACAGACUCAAGACUGAGACCCGACCAGAGGCAUUUGGAGAAUGGAGAAUAUGAGCUGGCAAAUGCUGAGAAGCUGAGGCUCGAACAGUUGCAGCGACAGGCAAGGAAGUUGCAGGAUAGAGGGUGGAAACCAAGAUGGUUCGGGAAGGAUGAAGAUGGUUGUUACCGAUACAUGGGAGGAUACUGGGAAGCUAGGGAGAAACACGAGUGGGAUGGGAUCCCUGAUAUAUUCGGGCAGCCGUGUGAUUUACCAGCCGAGGAGGUAGCUGCUCCUCUGCCUUUAACAUAAAUUGUGAAUACUAUCAAUCAAGGCAGAUGGGGAAUCGUUUAUCCUAGCAACAUCAUCAGCAGUAAGCCCCAUUCAUUUCUGUAAAUGGGAAAAAAGUGUAUGUGUACGUAAUACUACGAUGUUUGUACCCGCCGCAGAGUGAUCCUACAAUCCCCAUUGUUACAAUCAUCAUAUAUAAUUGAACUCAAUUGGGAAUUUCGGAAUUAGUUAGAGAAGUUA